GGGCUAUAUGUCUCGGGGGCUGCGUUGACUUCGUAAAUAUGAUUCUCUUUCUCUUUCUCGUAAUUCCCCUUCCUGGACGUGCUUGGGGUGAAGUAGUUUCAACGUAAUUCAAAAAGGAAAGUCGGAGGGGUUUCAAGGAAAAGCUGGCAGCUAGUUAAUAGACACGACCCAUAAAAUAUAGCUAGCCAAGCGUCUAGCUAACAUUAGCCGAAUCAAGUCGGUCGUUGCUGGUUAGACUAACGUUACAUGUAUUGGUGCGGGACAAACCCGAUGGACCACAGAUGAAAAGAUUGCACAUUUGGAAGAGGAAAAGUUAAUACCCUAGGCGGCAACCCAAGUCAAGCUGUCACUGGUCCUUCCAACAUCGUCAGUCCAGCUAGCUAGCUAGUCAGUCGCUCCUUGAAAGCUGAGAUAUUAGCUAGCUAGCUGGAUAGGAAGCUGUAUCAGUGUGCCAUCCUUUGAGUCACUCUCACUCCUCGGGCUCCAUGGCGGCUGCGGUACGGGGAGGCGAGUGGUCGUGCGGCCGCUGCACCUUCCUGAAUUCGGGCAUCGCGCCGCGCUGCUCCAUCUGCGAGGCGCCGCGGCAGAAGCCCGACCUCAACCAGAUCCUGCGGCUGAGCAGCACGGAGGAGCAGCGCUGGGCCUGCCCCCGCUGCACCCUCAACAACCCGCAGGGCUCGGGCGCCUGCUCCGUCUGCGGCUUCGGGCCCAACCCCUCUGCCGCCGCUGCCGCCGCCUCCGCCCCCACCGCCAAUGGCCCCCUGCGGCCGCAGCCCAGCCCCUCCGCCCCCGGCGGCCCGGGCGCCCCCUCCGUCUCCACGGCGGCUGUGCUUCUGGAGCCCUGCAGGCCGCAGGCGCCCAAGGAGGAGCAGCGGAGGACGGAGAGCAACGGGGAGGCCUGCCCCCCGGAGCAGCAGCCGGGCUGGGCCUGCCCGCGCUGCACCCUCCACAACACCUCUGUGGCGCUCUCCUGCUCCGCCUGCGGGGGUCCUCGCAAACUCUCUCUGCCCAAAAUCCCCCCGGAGGCUCUAGUGGUGCCAGAAGUCCACACACCAGUGGCCGCCUUCCCGGUCCCGGCCCAUGCGGCAGGACCUGUCCCGCUCUUAAUUGACUUGACUAACGAUUCGCCGCCUGCCCCCCCGGAGCCUGAGGAGGCGCCCCGCCCAAGUACGCAGCCCCCGCCCUCCACUUUCACCCCCCUUUCAUCCCUGCAGAAUAACCCGGUGCCGCGCAGUCGCAGAGAGGUGCCUCCAACCGGGAGACCCCCGAACCCCGCCCCCAGCCCCACCUCACCCUGCGCGGCCGGCGCCCCCGCCCCCGGCACCCAGCGCCCCCCCAAGCCCAAACACUCCCAGCCCCAGCCCCAGGAGCCCUUUCCCAGCAAGCGGCUGAGCACCCUGGAGGAGGAGAACCCCCCUCAGCCGCGGCCGGCCACGCCUCCCCCUUCCUGGAAGUGCCCCGGCUGCUCCCAGCCCAACCCGGGCGGCUCCUCCAAGUGCGAGUCGUGCCGCUCGUCCCGGGGCGACCUCAUCGACCUGGUGGGCGAGUCGGUGCGCUUCACCCCGGCCAGCCCCUCCAGCCCGGACUUCAGCACCUGGGCGUGCUCCAAGUGCACCCUGCGCAACCCCACCGCCGUCCCCAAGUGCAGCGCCUGCGGCUCCUCCAAGCUGCACGGCUUCCAGGACCAGCCCUCCUGCUGCCCCCAGUGCGGCGCGGCGGGGUCCUGCUCCUGCCCCUCCGGCUUCGGGGGCAAGGGGGCCGCCCGCAAGCAGGCGCGGGUCUUCCCCUCGGCCUCGCCCUCCUCCUCCUCCUCCUCGGCGCUCGGCGUGGCAGACAAAGGGGGCCACUGGGCCUGCCCAGCAUGCACCCUGAUCAACGACCUCAAGGCGAAGCACUGCGCCGCCUGCCACACGCCCCAGCAGUACUUCACCCUGCGUAAGGGGGCCAAGCCCCUGAAGAGGCGGGAGAGCGUGCACGUGGAGGCCCGUCGCCGGACCGACGAGGGCGAGGCCAAGGAGCUCUGGGAGAACAUCGUCAGCUUCUGCAGAGAGAAUUCGGUGAACUUUGUGGACGACAGCUUCCCGCCCGGCCCUCGGUCGGUGGGCUUCCCCGAGGGCGACAGCGUGCAGCAGCGGGUCAAGAAGUGGCUCCGCCCCCACGAGAUCAACUGCAACAACUUUAAGGACAGAGGCGUCAAGUGGUCUGUGUUUCGCACCCCACGGCCCUCCGACAUCCUGCAGGGCCUGCUGGGAAACUGCUGGUUCCUGAGUGCCCUGGCGGUGCUGGCGGAGCGGCCCGAUCUGGUGGAGCGAGUGAUGAUCACCAGGGUCAUCUGCCAGGAGGGGGCGUACCAGGUGCGGCUCUGCAAGGACGGCACCUGGACCACCGUGCUGGUGGACGACAUGCUGCCCUGCGAUGAGUACGGAUACCUGCUCUUCUCCCAGGCCCAGAGGAAGCAGCUGUGGGUGGCUCUGAUCGAGAAGGCCCUGGCCAAGCUGCAUGGCUCCUACUUCGCCCUGCAGGCGGGCCGCGCCAUCGAGGGCCUGGCCACGCUCACCGGCGCCCCCUGCGACUCGCUCAUGCUGCAGGUCAGCUCCACCAACCCCCGCGAGGAGCCCAUCGACACCGACCUCAUCUGGGCCAAGAUGCUCAGCUCCAAGGAGGCCGGGUUCUUGAUGGGGGCGUCCUGCGGAGGGGGUAACAUGAAAGUGGACGACACGGUGUACGAGUCCCUGGGGCUGCGCCCGCGCCACGCCUACUCCAUCUUGGACGUGCGGGACGUGCAGGGCUACAGGUUGCUGCGGCUGAGGAACCCCUGGGGACGCUUUUCCUGGAACGGCAGCUGGUCGGACGAGUGGCCCGACUGGCCCCAGCACCUGCGGCACGAGCUGAUGGCCCACGGCAGCAGCGAGGGCGUUUUCUGGAUGGAGUACGGGGACUUCAUCAAGUACUUUGACUCGGUGGACAUCUGUAAGAUCCACUCGGACUGGCAGGAGGUGCGUGUGCAGGGCUGCUUCCCAAGCCGAGCCAGCGGCCCGGUGACGGUCACCGCGCUGACGGUGCUGGAGAGGACGGCGCUGGAGUUCGCCCUGUUCCAGGAGGGCAGCCGGCGCUCGGACACGGCGGACAGCCACCUGCUGGACCUGUGCAUCAUGGUGUUCCGGGCGUCCUUCGGCAGCGGGAACAAGCUGACGCUGGGCCGGCUGCUGUCCCACAGCAAGCGCGCCGUCAAGAAGUUUGUGGGCUGCGACGUGAUGCUGGAGCCGGGGGAGUACGCCGUGGUCUGCUGCGCCUUCAACCACUGGCAGAUGGACAUGUCUGGAGGGUCCCAUACCCCCGUGUCCAGUCCCACCAGCGCUGGGCGCCUCAACCAGGACUUCCCAGGGUACAUCUUGGCCAUCUACAGCUCUCGUCAAGUGAUGGUAGAGCAGGUUGAGGCCCUGGCGACCACUGUUGCCGACGCCAUCAUCCUGUUGACAGAGAACAAGGGUGAAAGACAUGAGGGCCGAGAGGGGAUGACGUGCUACUACCUAACGCACGGCUGGGCAGGGCUCAUCGUGGUAGUGGAGAACCGCCACCCCAAGUACUACCUUCAUGUGUCGUGUGACUGCACCGACAGCUUCAACGUGGUGUCCACGCGCGGCAGCCUGAAGACCAUUGACAGCGUCCCGCCCUUGCACAGGCAGGUGCUGGUGGUCCUGUCGCAGCUGGAGGGCAAUGCCGGCUUCUCCAUCACGCACAGACUGGCCCAUCGCAAGGCGGCGCAGGCCUCUCUGGGGGACUGGACGCCCACCAAGGCCACCCACAGCCCCCAGCUCACCCCCGACAUCGACGGACUGCACCGCCCGCGCCCGCUAUGACCCCGGCUCACCCCCCUGCUGGAGGAGGGGUCGGCCCUCUCGUACCGGGGCAGGGCUUUUUCGUUCCGCAGACCGGAUGGAGGAGAGGCGGAGGGGGAAAAAAAGCACUGUAUGCCUUCUCCCUUAGUUAAUUAAUCAAUGAAAACUGUCCUGCCAAAUCUUUUUUUGGUUCCUAUUUGCACUCCUUCUUGUGCUGUUUUAGACAAAAUGCAGAACAUGUUUUUUUCUGGAUGAGGCCUAUUCUUCUGCAGGAUGGAGGGGUCUGUGAAAGACGGGGGCCCCUCUGUCCGCACGUUAUGUGGGACCGGGACGGGCGGACGUGCCUUGCUGCAGGAGAGUGAACAUGGUGUGCAUGGGCCCCUGCUGCUGCCUGCCAGCCAGUAUCUCCCUCCCAACUAUAGCUGGACGUCAGGGCCCUCGUCCUGAAUCUACUGAGCCAGCCCUCCCUCCCCUGUCAGCCUAUCCAUGUGCCACUGGAGCUGGAUGACACUGGGGCCUGUCAUUGUGGAAGAAGGCCAAAUAUCGGGGCCCGACUGUACCCCCCCCCACGACUCAUGGUACUUCAAGCUGCAAGAGCCAAACCUAGAUGUUUGUGGAUUUAGGACUGUCAAAUAUUUUAUUAAUUGGU
Megalops cyprinoides (Indo-Pacific tarpon) is the source of this 4488-nucleotide messenger RNA. Its product is annotated as calpain-15-like. Gene Ontology annotation, biological process: proteolysis. Bases 486 to 3860 code for a protein of 1124 amino acids. The transcript is spliced from 12 exons. The record is from RefSeq and is a predicted model, not a curated record. Gene Ontology annotation, cellular component: cytoplasm. NCBI's taxonomy places the organism in Eukaryota, Metazoa, Chordata, Actinopteri, Elopiformes, Megalopidae. Gene Ontology annotation, molecular function: calcium-dependent cysteine-type endopeptidase activity.